Molecule: messenger RNA, 1224 nt
Organism: Funneliformis mosseae
Lineage: Eukaryota; Fungi; Glomeromycota; Glomeromycetes; Glomerales; Glomeraceae
Source: the annotation of a GenBank genome assembly
AUGGCAAAUGAUCCUAUCACCAACCGUGUCAGUCUUCAAGACCAGGCCGAGAGUAAUGGAACUAGCGUUCCUACGGUCGUAACUACAAAUAAUGGUAUCACCACCGCCACUUCCUCCUCCUCUUCAACUCCUACAGUUAAUUCACAUUCACUUUUUGAACAUAAUGCUCCAUUUAUGACUACAACCGAUGAUGCUAUUACUAUCGAAAAUAACAGUAAAGUUGAAGAAGAACACAGAGAAGAAUCCAUUGAAGAAGAUGAUGGAGAUAUAUCAAACUCUGCACUUACCCUAAGAGCUUUAGUUUCUACAAAAGAAGCAGGAGUAAUUAUUGGUAAAGCCGGUAAAAAUGUUGCCGAGUUGAGGGAGAUUACAGGUGUUAAAGCCGGUGUAUCUAAAGUAGUGCAAGGUGUUCAAGACAGAGUAUUAUCUGUCGCAGGUACCCUUAAUGGUGUAGCCAAGGCAUAUUCUUUGAUCGCACAAACCCUUCUUGAGAAUCCGGUGAACGUAAGCCCUAAUUCCACGCCAAUAACCCCUUCACCGAAUGCAUUUACUUCCGUUCGUUUGCUUAUUUCUCAUAAUUUGAUGGGAACUAUCAUUGGCCGUCAAGGACUUAAAAUCAAACAUAUUCAAGAUGUUUCUGGGGCUAGGAUGGUCGCAUCAAAGGAAAUGCUUCCUCAGAGUACCGAAAGAGUUGUGGAAGUUCAGGGAACUGUCGAGGCCAUUCGUGUUGCAGUUUGGGAAAUUGGCAAGUGUCUUAUCGAAGAUAACGAACGUGGUAUUGGAACAGUCCUAUAUAAUCCCGCCAUUCGAGUAACUUCUUCAAGUUAUUCUACCACCCGCCGUAAUGAUUAUACUACCCGUACUGGCAAUGGGACUGAUUUCACUCGUCCUUCCCGCGAUUAUCAUAAUAAUAAUCGUCGUCAAUCUAACAGUAUUAACAAUUAUGAUAGUAACAGCAUUCAAACUCAAAAUAUUUCUAUUCCUGCUGAUAUGGUUGGAUGUAUUAUUGGUAAAGGCGGGUCAAAAAUUUCCGAAAUUCGCAGACUUUCAGGUUCUCGCAUUAGCAUCGCAAAGACGCCACAUGACGAAACCGGCGAGCGGAUGUUCACAAUUCAAGGAACUCCCGAAUCCAAUGAGAAAGCUCUUUACUUAUUGUAUAAUCAGCUAGAAAAUGAAAAGGACCGUCGAAUGGCAACUGCAAAUGGCGGAGAUUCCGAUGCUUAA